CAGGCCAGUCAGUGUGAUGUAGAGAUCAGAACGAGAAACACGACCACGCCGACGGACGACGACAACGACGGUUCAAGCCAGACAGUUGAAAGCUGCCAACAAGAGCAUCCCAACCACUGCUGCUGCUUCUGCUGCUAUCAUCCUAAUUUUACGUGUGUGCUAGUGUGUAUUUGUGCCAAGAACGACGGAAUAGAACGGAAAAUCCGUCUCUCUUCUAGAAUACGCGCCGUAAAGCAUUUUCCUUUCGGGUUUCCACACAUGAAAGAAGCGUCUCAGACAGGAUAAAUUCGCCUCCCGUUCGUCCCGUGUCUAGCGCGUGUAGUUCAGUGCAGGAGAAAAUCGAUUCAGUUCAAAGGUGCCGACGGUGAAAAAAAGCAGAGGACGCAAAAGGAGUUUUCCCCGUUCUUUUUAGAGGAAAAUCUCAGUAGACUGCGACUUCGGCUUGGCUUGGCUUGGCAUACUUGAUAGUUGGGUGUCUAAUUUUAAAAGCAGAUAAUUUUCCUCGUUACUACAUGUAGUGCAAGUGUAUCCAAGCAAGCGUCGUGGUCGUCGGUCACAGUGAACCACCGGGCGGGUGAAAAAUUAAAAAUAAAUAACGACAAAAAAUCGAUCCCCACAGGAAGUGUCAUGACCAGUGCGAAAAAGGAUGGAAGGAAAGGAAUGGCCAUCGCCGUGUGAAUAUUGUCUCCUCUAUGCGUGACACCGCCGGAGGGAAGAAACGAAAAGCAAAGCUCUCUGAAAAGUGAAAAAAGGAGGGGCAAUAGCAAUUUCUCUGUGAUUCUUAGUUUAAAAAUACGAAAAAUUCAGAUAGCGUGACGACACAUACGACAACAGUAGCACAAAAGCAAGAAAAAAGUGAGUGAUUUUUUGCUGCCUCUCAUCAUUAUCAUCGGCCGAGUAAAGUGACAGUGAAAUUCACACCAAAAGCAAGGAAACAACACAUAAACCCACUGCUGUGAUCACCACCAUCCUAGUCAUCAAUCCAAGGCAGCCAUGACGACCCAGCAGCCCGCUAGCAUGGCCGCGUCCAGCGCGGCAAACACCCAGCGUAUGGGCUCGAUAGUGCUUAAAAGCCUGUCGAUCCUGCUAGGGCUGUUCUUCAUCUUUAUCGGGCUGAUGAAACUUACGCCACACAUCAGCAAGGACCUGCAUAGGGAUUUGCGAAAGAAUUACGUCAAAUAUGCCAAAGUGUUUCCGUUCUCCACGUUGUUCGACUUCAAGCUGCCCUCCAAGUGGUACCGCCGGUCCGUUGGCGGGCUGGAGGUGCUGUGCGGCCUCGCCAUGGUGCUCAUUCCGAAUCAUAAAAUCAAAAAUGCAGCCAACAUGACGCUCCUGAUGCUCAUGUUUCUGGCCGUCUACUCGCACUACAUGGUGAGUGAUCCUUUCGAGCGCUGUGGGCCAGCCCUAGUGUUCACAUUCAUGCUUAUCGGACGGCUAGUGAUAUGGUACCAGGCCAGCCGACGGGAAGCCCUCAACGCAGCCGACAAGGCCACCAACAAUGGCGUCAAGCAGGACUAAACAACGUAACGUUUGCAGUCUAUGAUCUCAUCGAUUAAGAAAUCAAAUGGAAAAUCAUCUUUAGGUUAUUUCACUGGCCAACGCAGGGCAAUUGCAUCACGAAACGAGAUCGCGUGGUUGAUGUUUCUCAUGUCUAAGUCCCUCACAAUCACACUCUAAAUAUCCUUGGACAAGAGGAUAAGAAAACUCCAAUGAAGAGACAAAUCAACAUCUUCAUUCUUUUCUGUUUAUCAUACGACCAGAGCAGAGCUGGAAUCUCAAUCUGCUGCGUACCCUUAAAAAUAUCUGUCAAAAAAGUAUUUCGCGAAAUGCCAAUUUCUGUUCCCUUCGAAUUCGAAUCAAUCAUCAAAGUGGCGAUAACGAUACUACCCCAAAACCCAUAAACCACUUGAGAGAACAUAGAAAGAGACUAUUUCUGGGAAGAAAUAACAACUAAUAAUACUUGUUUACAUAGUUAAAUGUGUUCAUUUUUAGUCAAACGCAAGACUCGUCACGAGAACCAUCUCUAGUCAGUUGUAAAAUUUCUUUGUAAUCGAAGCAAGCUAUGGAAACCAUGGCACCUAACGUUUCUCAAUCUUAUUCUUAUCUAUUUUGAAGAUAAGCUUAAAAGACUUCAGCGAAAAUGCGUUUUUGAUUGAAUAGUAGUUCGUAACAUCACUAAAUGGAACACACACACACAAGCAAAACCAUGAAAAUACAUUGGGCACACACAAACAUUUGUUUCACAUAGCUAAGUAAGAUCGUAACUUGAUAAAAAUGCAAGAACAUUAAGAAAAACCAUUACGAAACAUGAAAUACUUUAUUGGAAACAACUACUGUAUUACAGCAAAGAAUAUUAUUACUGCGAAUAAACAGCACAAAAUCUCUACUUUGAAAGGUGACUGUGAACACACUUUUUCCAGCAAUGAAAAACGAAAGGUAUCAAGUAAAUUUUAAUCAACUUAAAAAGUUAAGAAAAGAAGAGCAAAAAAGACAAAAACUUAAUGCACGAAAUGUGAACGUUGUGAGAGAAAAAAAAGCACUUUUAAACCAUUAUUGAUACAAACAAAGCAACAUAAGUUGUCUAAAAAGAGAACCAAAAACACACACACAACAGUCGCAGUAUAUUACAACAUACGCAAAUACAAAAACAGUAGAAUCAGAGAGGAAAUAUUAAUAAACAGUGAACAUCUAGCAACAACUAUUAUCAGAUGCGCGAAAUAAUGCAACCAAUAGAACAGAUAAAUAAACAGAAAAAGAAGAAAAACAAAACUAAGUUCCCACAGAAAAAAAAAUAUACGAGAAAAAACAACAAAAAUAAAGAAAAAUCGAUAUCGAAA
Molecule: messenger RNA, 2837 nt
Organism: Aedes albopictus (Asian tiger mosquito)
Lineage: Eukaryota; Metazoa; Arthropoda; Insecta; Diptera; Culicidae
Product: novel acetylcholine receptor chaperone
Exons: 4
Coding region: 994-1518 (174 amino acids)
Biological process (GO): positive regulation of protein localization to cell surface; chaperone-mediated protein complex assembly
Cellular component (GO): endoplasmic reticulum
Source: RefSeq, a predicted model, not a curated record